Molecule: messenger RNA, 960 nt
Organism: Talaromyces rugulosus
Lineage: Eukaryota; Fungi; Ascomycota; Eurotiomycetes; Eurotiales; Trichocomaceae
Exons: 1
Coding region: 1-960 (319 amino acids)
Biological process (GO): fatty acid catabolic process; acyl-CoA metabolic process
Cellular component (GO): peroxisomal matrix
Molecular function (GO): fatty acyl-CoA hydrolase activity
Source: RefSeq, a predicted model, not a curated record
AUGGACGAUUCUGUCAUCGAGCAUAUCGCCGUAGAGCGACUGUCCGAAUGGAAGUUCCAAUCAAAACGGCUAACGGAACCUAUGGGAAAUGCAUUGCCCAUUUCCUAUGGAGGAUAUAUACUAGGAUUGGCUACUAAUGCCGCUGCGAAAACCGUUCCGGCUGGCUUCCAUCUAUACUCGGUCAUGGGUCACUACCUAGGCCCUACAAGCACCAAAGAGAAAGUGACACUCACUGUAUUUCCUUCCCGGAGCACGAAGACCUUUCAGACACGGAGGGUUCAAGUUACACAAAAUACAGGCGAUGGCAACUCCAGGCUUUGUUUUGAGCUUCUGGCUGAUUUCCAAAGGGCUGAGCCGGAAAUGCUCAAAUAUUCAGCGGCGCCGCUUAUGAAAUACAGCAAUUGGAAUGAGGUUCUACCUGUUGAAGAUAUGAGCGAAAAACUAGUUGCCGACGGCAAAAUUACAACUGCACAUGCCAAAGCCUUUGGCAAGAUAUUUGGUCUGCUGAAUAGGGUGUUUAAUACUCGUUACUGCCCAGAGAGCAUUGCUGGACAAACUCUUCUCGGUGUUGCCAAGGAAGCCCAGACGACCCAGGAUGACUUGCCCAUUACGGCGAAAACCAGCUCUGUAUGGUUCCAAUCAAAGUAUCCCGUGAGUGAGGAAACAGAUCAUGCCGCCGGCCUUGCUUUUGUUCUUGACGGGGCUCUGUCUUUUCUGCCAUUGAUUCAUAAUCACAUGUUCCUAAACGAUGCAUCCGCCUGUUCCAGCCUGGACUUUGCCAUGCGGAUUUUUGUCCCAAUUGUCAACUUGAACAACUGGCAUCUGCGAGAAAAUGUCACGCAUGUGGGAGCUCAUGGACGCACUUACUCGGAGGCUAAAGUGUGGGAUGAGAAAGGGAAUAUGGUUGCGUCGAUGACACAGCAGUCUAUCCUGAGGCCACUUCCGCCUAAUAAGCUUUGA